Messenger RNA from Ailuropoda melanoleuca (giant panda), 2994 nucleotides. It is a transcript of the gene SOAT2, whose product is annotated as sterol O-acyltransferase 2. Gene Ontology annotation, cellular component: endoplasmic reticulum membrane. The record is from RefSeq and is a predicted model, not a curated record. The transcript is spliced from 15 exons. Gene Ontology annotation, molecular function: cholesterol O-acyltransferase activity; cholesterol binding; fatty-acyl-CoA binding. Gene Ontology annotation, biological process: cholesterol metabolic process; cholesterol efflux; cholesterol homeostasis. NCBI's taxonomy places the organism in Eukaryota, Metazoa, Chordata, Mammalia, Carnivora, Ursidae. Bases 1021 to 2595 code for a protein of 524 amino acids.
CCAUGGCCUUUGUCUCCGUUUGUGACCUUGUUUCUAACACUAAUAUUUAGACACAACAGGAGAGGGGAGAGGAAGGAUUAAUAGUUAAUCCCCAGCAGGAACCCAAUAAAGAGGAACUCUCAAAGCACUUACCUUUCUGUUACAUCCUACUAAAAAGGGAAGGAAAUUCUUACUUAUCGAGCCCCUCCCGCGGCCAGACCCUGCAGCGUGUGUUUCUCGGUGGACUGCCUCAUUUUGUGUUUACAAUAACCUCGUGAGGUAGGGACUUUUGCCCCUGUUUUUCAGGGGAGGAAACUGUGGCUUAAAACAUUUGGGUCACUUGCCUGAAGUUACAGAGCUGGUAAAUGAGGAUUUAAAUCUUGUUCUUCCAUCAGCGGCAAUGCCUGGCGUCCCCUAGGCCCUGAAUAAGUGUUCGUUUUGCCUCCUUUCUGCCCACACGCUAACCCAAGCAGGUGUAGGGAAGAGCUGGCGUUCAGGGGCCCUGGCACCCAGCACUUCCUGGAGGGGCCGCAGCACCACCUUUGCCACAGGUGCCAACCCCAUCGCGACAUGAAUCACAUGCAUAUGACACACCUUAUCGCACGGUCUAAGGGAGCUAAGCGCGCCGAUACCCGGAGGUCCUUCAGGCUGCUGGGAAGGAGAUCGACCAGCGAGUCACGCUAGGCGAUAAGCCUCCGAGAAGCAAAGUCCCCCUCCCCACGACACACACAGGUGCACAGGUGCCAAGCCACUCUUCCUGUGGGAAGGGUGGCUCACUCAGCUGGACAUCUGGGGGGCGAGUAGGGCCGUUGAGGGGUGGCGACCAUCCCUGGGACAGCCAGCAGAGCCCAGCCUGGAGCUGAGAAGCGUUACCCUCUGGACCAGAUAACCUGCAGGGCUCCUGGAGGCUCCUCCCCCCGAAGGGACUUUAGUCUUUGGAGCUGUCCGGAUGAGCUGAGUGAGAUAAGAGCUGGCAGGCUGCGAGGGCAGGGAGGGAGGGAACAUUUCACAGCCGCCCGCUGCCCGGUCAAGACUCCCAUCAUGGAGCCAAAGGCGGCCCGAUUGCGGCGGGGAGAAGGGCCGAGAGCAGAGCAAGAGGACCGAUGCUCAGGAGAAGGAAACGCUGAGAAGGACAGAGGCAUGGACUUGGUGCAAUGGACCAGGCAUAUGGAGGCUGUGAAGACACAGCUCUUGGAGCAAGCUCAGGGACCGCUGCUGGAGCUGCUGGACCGGGCCAUGUGGGAGGCCGUGCAAUCCUACCCACCACAGGGUGGACCUCUGCCCUCCGUUCCUCCAGACUCCUCGAGCAAGGCCCGGGAGCCAUCCCUGGGGAAACGGAAAAUGUUCAUCAUCCGAAAGUCCCUGCUUGACGAGCUGAUGGAGGUGCAGCAUUUCCGCACCAUCUACCACAUGUUCAUUGCCGGCCUGUGUGUCUUCAUCAUCAGCACCCUGGCCAUCGACCUCAUUGACGAGGGCAGGCUGAUGCUGGAGUUUGACCUACUGAUCUUCAGCUUUGGACAGCUGCCCUUGGCCCUGAUGACGUGGUUCCCCAUGUUCCUGUCCACUCUGCUGGUGCCCUACCAGGCCCUGCGGCUGUGGGCGAGGCCCCGGGCUGCAGGGGCCUGGACGCUGGGGAUGGGCCUAGGCUGCGCGCUGCUGGCCGCCCACACCGCCGUGCUCUGCGUCCUGCCGGUCCACGUGGCCCUGAAGUAUCAGCUCCCGCCCGCCUCGCGCUGUGUCCUAGUCUUCGAGCAGGUCAGGUUCCUGAUGAAGAGCUACUCCUUCCUGAGAGAGGCUGUGCCUGGAACCGUUUGUGCUAGAGUAGGCGAGGGCACGCAGGCUCCCAGGUUCUCCAGUUACCUCUAUUUCCUCUUCUGCCCCACGCUCAUCUACAGGAAGACUUACCCCAGGACACCGAGCGUCAGGUGGAAUUAUGUGGCCAAGAACUUUGCCCAGGCGUUGGGCUGCGUGCUGUAUGCCUGUUUCAUCCUGAGCCGCCUCUGCGUUCCCGUCUUUGCCAACAUGAGCCGGGAGCCCUUCAGUACCCGGGCUCUGGUGCUUUCUAUCAUGCAUGCCACGUUGCCAGGCAUCUUCAUGCUGCUACUCAUCUUCUUUGCCUUCCUCCAUUGCUGGCUCAACGCCUUCGCAGAGAUGCUACGAUUCGGAGACAGAAUGUUCUACCGGGACUGGUGGAACUCGACGUCCUUCUCCAACUACUACCGGACUUGGAAUGUGGUGGUCCAUGACUGGCUGUAUAGCUACGUCUAUCAAGACGGGCUCUGGCUCCUCGGUGGCCGGGCUCGAGGGGCCGCCGUGCUGGGUGUGUUCCUGGUGUCUGCCGUGGUCCACGAGUACAUCUUCUGUUUUGCCCUGGGAUUCUUCUAUCCCGUCAUGCUGGUCCUCUUCUUCGUCAUUGGAGGGCUCAUGAACUUCAUGAUGCAUGACCGGCACACCGGCCCCGCGUGGAACGUGCUAAUGUGGACCAUGCUUUUUCUGGGCCAAGGCAUCCAGGUCAGCCUGUACUGCCAGGAAUGGUACGCUCGGCGACACUGCCCCCUACCCCAGACAACCUUCUGGGGGCUGGUGACACCUCGAUCUUGGUCCUGCCAUUCCUAGAGGUCAGAGCACCCUCACUGCCCAGCUGAUACCACCAAGUUCUCCUCUGCCUGCAAAGCCCAGGCCCAGGGGGCCUCUCCCUGCAUUCCCAGAUCUAGCUCCGAGUCAGGGGGCCUGGCAGGCAUGACCCCACCAGGGACUCCAGGGGCUGAGAUCUGUGGACCUGGAGGGCAGCCGAGCACAGACUCAGAAUGUGGUGGCUCUGAGCCGCCAGCCCCCUAGAUCAGCACAGAGCCGCCUCCUCCCUCAUGACUGUCCAGACUUGGGGAGACGUGAAGGAUCUUACAGAUUUGGUGAACGCAGGGUGAGCUAGAGAAACCGGGGCCGCCAAGGUCUGAGAAGGGUUUGGCUCGCUCUUUGUACUGCUUCCGCUGCGAUAAUAAACUGUGUCUCUUUUUA